This is a messenger RNA of Anopheles funestus (African malaria mosquito), 1315 nucleotides long. RefSeq names its product gustatory and pheromone receptor 32a-like. The transcript is spliced from 6 exons. Lineage: Eukaryota; Metazoa; Arthropoda; Insecta; Diptera; Culicidae. The coding region runs from base 109 to 1260 and encodes 383 amino acids. The record is from RefSeq and is a predicted model, not a curated record. Gene Ontology annotation, cellular component: membrane; axon; neuronal cell body. Gene Ontology annotation, biological process: sensory perception of taste.
AUGUGACUCCAUUAAUUACAUGUUGGAAUAUGGAGGUAUAAAAACGCUCUAGCCAGAUUAUACGCAACGACAGUCUGUUCUAAUUGUCCAUUAGACCGGGUGAAGAAUAUGCGCGCAGAAACUGUUAUCAUUUUCUUGCAUAACAUGUUUGGUGGACCGAUAGGUACCGACGAUCAUAGAUCAAGAGCUCCUCGUGUGUUUAUCUACACAACACUGAUCAUUGGAGUGAGUGUUACAUUCUUCACGCUUUGCAUAUUUGAUCUACACAAAAUACUGUACCAGCGAGACCUGGUGUUAAGCGUUAUCGAUCUGCUAAUGCUGCUUGGAAUAGCGGCCACGGUGCUUUCCAUACAAACGUCCACGCUUAUGAAGUAUUUCUACAAACCAAACGUAUCCAUUAUCCAGUGCCUUGAAGAUAUUGAUAGCCAUCUGUACACGCUAAACAUGCGUCGAGAUCCUGCCCAAAGCCUUGCGUCAAACUGUGCCGUAGGUUUCGGUGGUGCAAUCACUGUAUCGCUUGGCUAUUUGCUAGUGAAUGUAUUGCGAAUCAAUCGGGCAAAUGGAUUAAUUUUUGGCUUCAAGGUGUACGGAUUGUUUGUAGUAUUUCUCAUGCACGGACUGUUUCUUGUGUUCUGUUACCAAAUCCUGAAGCGAAUUCGGUACAUGGCGAGGCACUUGGAGAAAAUGAUCGCUACUACCAUGCGCCAUAAUGAUCAACCGACAAGUAUAACGGAAUACGUUAGUAUGCGAUUUUGCAGAGAUCUAAAUUCGUUGGCCACUGUGCAAAUGCAGUGCUUCCGAGCGGUCAACCAUUUAAAUGAAGAGUGUGGCUUACCCAACGUUACCAUCUUCGGAAUGUUUUUCUAUGUUCUUACUGCGAAAAGUUUCCAAUUAUUCUACGUGUGCUCAAUCGAAUUCAAACAACACGGAUUUCAAUUUAAUCACAUGCUAGAACCCACGGUAUUGAUAAUGGCAGUGUUUGGAUACUUUUCCAUUGCUACAUAUCUUGGAGAGUUGGUUCUAAGGGAGACGCAGCUCGUAAUAAAUAAUCUACACAAAUUUGAGGCCAUACAUUCAAUCAUACAACAAAAGAAGAACCAAUCAGAGUUGGUAGAACAGCUUGGCAAUCAAAUAAUGCAUCAACCAAUAUGCUUCACGGUCAUGAAUUUCUUUCAAAUAGAUCUUAAAUUUUUUCAUCUGGUCAUGGCAUCAGUCGGAACGUAUCUGAUAAUAUUGUUGCAGUUCGAUUUUGAAAACUAGUGCAAUGAAAUAUUAAGGCCACUAUAAUCGUCUGUACAUAAUGUGUUAAUCUCAC